AUGGCUAUAAAUGGUCCUUGCGUUUACUUCUGGGUAAUCCUCAGCAACGAUAAUAUCCAGAUGAGAAAGGUACAUGUAAAUAAUUUCAAGUAUGAGGAUGAUUUGGAAUUUUUUAUCGAGCACCUGAAUACAAUCGCCCUGGAGGAGAUUGGUACAAGAGAAGCUGUUAAAUGCAAAGAUCCUUUGCUUGAUCCGCCGAAACGGGAGGAAGUGGCGGACGACGUAAUCCCAAUUAAUGUGUGGUACUCGAAAUCCAGGGCUGUACAGAAGCUUUAUGAAAUCAUCUUUACCCCCAUUGCUGAUUUGAUCGAAGGUAAAGAGCUUACAUUUGUUCCUGAGGGGCCAUUUUGCCUUGUACCUUAUCCAGCAUUGGAGGACUCGAAUUCAACAUAUCUAAGUGAUUCUUUCAGAAUUCGUGUGCUUCCGUCCUUAACGACCUUGCAAUUGAUUCAUGAUUGCCCAGCUCAAUUCCAUAGGACGACUGGUGCAUUGCUUGUUGGAGACCCAUGUUUCAAAGAUAUUAUCUAUCAGGGAAAAAGCUUGCUGCAACUUCCAGGAGCACGGAGAGAAGUGGAGAUGAUCGGACGUAUCCUCAAUAUCACCCCUCUCACUGGAGAAAUGGCAACUAAAGAUGAAGUGUUAAAACGACUGUCAUCGGUGGCUUUAGUACACAUUGCAGCGCAUGGUAAAAUGGAAACUGGAGAAGUUUUUCUGGGAGCAAACACCAGAAGAGAAAACUCACGACCUCAAGAGGAAGACUACCUUAUGACGAUGAAAGAUGUGCUAGAAUCUGGGCUGCGAGCACGACUAGUUGUAUUAAGUUGCUGUCACACUGCACGCGGGGAGGUUAUGGCUGAGGGUGUGGUAGGCAUGGCGCGAGCACUUUUGGGUGCUGGUGCUAGAUCUAUUGUGGUAACCUUGUGGGCCAUUGACGACGAGGGAACCCCGGAGUUCAUGAGUUUCUUUUACGGUGCGCUAGCUAAAGGAAAGAAGACAAGUGAAGCUCUCAAUCACGCCAUGAAGUGUAUGAGAGAAAUUGAAAAGUUCAAGGAGGUGAAGUACUGGGCACCAUUUGUACUCAUUGGUGAUGACGUCAGCCUGGAUCUUAACGAUAUUUAGAC
Messenger RNA from Stylophora pistillata, 1121 nucleotides. RefSeq lists its product as uncharacterized. Lineage: Eukaryota; Metazoa; Cnidaria; Anthozoa; Scleractinia; Pocilloporidae. Gene Ontology annotation, molecular function: protein binding. The record is from RefSeq and is a predicted model, not a curated record.